ACCAAAUCUACCGCCAUGGAGAAGCGUUGAGUUUUUCUUUAUGCUCUAUGGUCGGGGAUAUCCAGAACUAUCGAUAACUUCACUCCAGUACUUGUUUUAUCCUGUGUGAGUUACUGAGUCGCAGAAUCGCAGUUCAGUCAUUCAUUUCAAGUUUAGCUGUUACAGUGAGUAAAACUCAUCGAAAACCCACCAACUGAUAAUAUCACCAUGUCGAAUCGACUACAUAAGAGCGGGGUCCUCACUGGAUCUUUGAACUGUUACUGCUUGGCAUGUGACACCUUCUUGAUGACUCAUCAAGAAGCUGAUGAUCAUGUAGGGACAUCUCCACAUCAGAAGAACCUUUUGGCAAUCUCAUACUCAGAUAAAUUUAAAGAUGAACAUAUAAGAAAGUUCCAAACGGGAUAUUACUGCGAGUUCUGCAACACACUGCUACCGACUGCCUCCAAAGUUAAUCUUCAUGUAACUGAUGAUGAGCACGUUAAAAAUAAAGGGUCUUGUCUUCUAAAAUCAAGGGGAGCUGGUGUUGUAGCUUUUGACAACAUUUUCAUUGAAGAGAACGCAUGGCAUGGCCUUAAUGACAGUGUUUGUUCAAUCUGCAACGAAGAAUUCGAUGACGGCGUGAAACACAAAGCGUCCGCAACACACUCUUUGAAUCUGGUCUUGAAAGACGUUCAGUUUGGUGCUGCCAACGCAAUCUAUCGUCAAAUAGACGACACUUCUUUGCAAUGUCUAACUUGCAACAAGUUACUGGUUGCUAGUAAAAUAAAAGCGCAUUCCGAUGAUGCGCAGCACUGUGAGCUUUAUGAUAAACAUCGCGUCGUAAGCAAUGGAGUUGAUCAUAAAGUAGAAAAUAAAAUUAAUAAAGAAGAAAACCAACAAAAAGCUGAAGACUCACCCAUUAUUGAGCUUCAAAAUGGGUUAAAAAAAACAAACAUAAACGAAAAUAAACCCACUGAAAGCAAAACUAAAAUACUUGAAUCGAUCACGAAGUACCAAAGUGCAGGAAUCAAUAUUAAUUUGGAAAUAGAAACAGCUUACUGUAAGAAAUGUUCUCAAGUAGUUAAAUUUAACUGCACUGAUAUAGAGAAGCAUUUAUCUGAACAUUCCACAAAUGGACCAGUUGACAACGCAUUGCAAUACCCUUCAAAUCCCGAUCAAAAUUUGAAUAGAGUUGAUAUAAAAGACAAGACAGCACAACCGUCCGACAACAGUAUAGAAAUUGAAGAAAAAAUUAAAGCUUUGGCAGACAAUUCUAAUGGCGAGAACGUUGAAUCAGAAAAAGACGAAGAUAGCUCUGAUGAAGAUGUUGAAAAUGAAAAGGAAUUUGCAAAAAUCAAUAAUAUAACUUAUAACCAGAGUAACAAGCAGUCGUACUGUCGCGUAUGUGAGGUACAUCUGCCGGCUAACUUAAAGUCAAUGAAGGAGCAUGUUACAGGAGCGAAUCACAAGAAACUUACCAGAUCCAGUUCGACGUGUGUGCCCCAAAUAAAAAAUCCUACAAUGCUAAUAAAGAAGAAAACCGAAGACUUUAUUGAGUCGCUGUACGAUGUCGAAAGCAUGUUCGAUAGUUUAUCUAUUGUUAAUGAGGAAUAUUGUAUCUCUAAAAAUAGUUUGACUUUUUUAACUGUAAGUCAAUCACGGGAUUCACGGGUACGGUGUUUACUAUGCGAUGUGACAUUGCCGCCAUAUUCUGAUACAGACGACCAUAUUAAGACGAGAAGCCAUUUGAGCAAAUUUAUUGAAGUUCCAGUCGUUGUGUCGGUGGAAAACGAAUUUAUUAGAGAGGUUAAACGGGGCCUGUACCACUGUGGAUACUGUGAGCUGGUCGUGUCUAGCUGGGCCGACAUGGAAAAGCAUUUGGAGUGUUCCGACCAUAAGGACAACAGGAGGAGAGGAGAGCAGCGUUUGAUAACACGUCUACCAGGCUUACAAAACUACAAAUUACAGAAGGCAAUUGAAGCCAUGACUUUAAGAAGAUUAUUUAACAUGUUUUAAAAUACAGGUAAAGAUCUAAUCGCAUACAACAUAUGGUAUGAGUUUUGUCUACAUCAAAAACAAAAAAAUAUUUUCCAAAUAACUUAUUAUGACAACAAGUACCUAUAUAAAUAGUUCAUCCAUUGAAUAAAUUAAAUA
Messenger RNA from Spodoptera exigua (beet armyworm), 2133 nucleotides. NCBI's taxonomy places the organism in Eukaryota, Metazoa, Arthropoda, Insecta, Lepidoptera, Noctuidae. The record is from the annotation of a GenBank genome assembly.